Rhododendron vialii is the source of this 782-nucleotide messenger RNA. RefSeq names its product cyclin-dependent kinases regulatory subunit 1-like. Gene Ontology annotation, cellular component: SCF ubiquitin ligase complex; cyclin-dependent protein kinase holoenzyme complex. The transcript has 3 exons. The record is from RefSeq and is a predicted model, not a curated record. Bases 219 to 485 code for a protein of 88 amino acids. Gene Ontology annotation, biological process: regulation of mitotic cell cycle. Gene Ontology annotation, molecular function: protein kinase binding; cyclin-dependent protein serine/threonine kinase activator activity; histone binding. NCBI's taxonomy places the organism in Eukaryota, Viridiplantae, Streptophyta, Magnoliopsida, Ericales, Ericaceae.
UUCAUUUUCCGGACCCAUCACACACUCUCUCUCUCUCUCUCUCUCUGAAGCACACAGGCGAAGGUAUGUGGGUCUCGCUUUUACGUUCACAAUUCCAUCGAAUCUGAAUUAGGGUUUGUAAUUAGUCCUCUCUGUACGUUCACAGAUUCGACAGAUUAACUUCCUCCCUCUCCCUCUCUCUCUCUCUUUCAGGCAAUCCUAGUUCACUGUAGUUAGUUAUGGGUCAGAUCCAGUACUCCGAGAAGUACUUCGACGACACCUUCGAGUACAGGCACGUGGUUCUGCCUCCUGAAGUGGCCAAACUGCUCCCUAAGAAUCGGCUCCUCUCUGAAAACGAAUGGCGUGCAAUUGGGGUGCAGCAGAGCAGAGGGUGGGUUCACUAUGCCAUCCAUCGACCAGAGCCCCACAUUAUGCUAUUCAGGAGGCCCCUGAACUAUCAGCAGCAGCAGGAGACUCAGGUUCAGCAGACCCUGGUUGCCAAGUGAAAUGUCUCUCCUGGCCUUUGUUGUCCCUCUUGAUAUUUCUGCUAGAAAUGAACAUGUUAUUAGUAAAACCUUGUAUUUGAAUAUUGAAGAACUUCGAAACUGUUUUGGUACUAGACUAUGUAGCUCUCUGUACUUCAGAGGAUCUCAUAUGAAACUUUUUAUUCUGAUAUUGCGGGUACAUGGGUGGUGUACUCAAAUUUGAGUGCUGUAGUUUUGGUUAUGUUUGAAGGGUUUACUUCUCGGUGUUGCGUUCUAUGUGUGGAUUACACUGCAGCCUCAAUACUUGAUUUUAUUUCA